GUCGUGGCCGAUGACGUGGCCUUCUCCGUUAAAAAUUCAAUAACAGUAACAGACAAUCAGCCAUAUCUUGACCAGCAACAAUAGUUAUGGCUAAUAAUUUGAAUUUUCGUAGUUGUGGCUAUAAUUUCCCGCUUCAUAAUAGUUGUGGCUAAUAUAUUGUAUUUACUCAAAGUUGAGAAACCAUUUGAAGUAAUUGUCCGAUCGCGGUGCAAAAUAAUUAAUCUCCAUUGGAAUUGGAAUAUUGGAUGCGUGAAAACGGUGCGUAUCAGUAGCUGACGUCACGUCACUCUUUUUCGCGGAACGGCCAGAAAAUCAUAGCGCGACCGCGACAAGAACAGAGAGACCCAAGUCGAAGUAGAAGCAGCUGCGAACCCAAAAACCCAAUCCCCUUUCCAUUCGAAAUCUCCUCUCCAUCUCUCUCUCCUUCCAUCAUCGCCGGAUUCAGAGACUUCCAUUGACGCCGUAGGAAGAGAGAUUUGAGAGGGGAAAGGGAAGUCAGGGCUGGUUUAGUUGGUAGUUCGUUCACCGGGAUUAGCGAAAGGGGAGUAGUUUUAGCAAUGGCGGAGGAUCUGGUACUGGACACGGCGAUCAGAGAUUGGGUUCUGAUCCCGCUCUCCAUCGUCAUGGUUCUCAUCGGCGUGCUCCGCUACUUCGUCUCUAAGCUCAUGCGUUCCACUCAGGUCCCCGACGGCAAGAUCGUCAAAGAAGGGCAAGUGAUCGUUAGGGCUCGGAACUUGAGGGCGGCGGCAAAUUUCAUUCCUCCCAAGUCGUUUCGCGCUCGGCGAGCUUAUUUCAGUAAUGAGGAGAACGGACUGCUGCAUGUUCCUAAAGGGCAGGCUCAAAACCCACAAGCGCAAAUGUUCUCUGAUCCUAACAUGGCCAUGGAUAUGAUGAAGAAGAAUCUGUCUAUGAUUAUACCCCAGACUCUUACUUUCGCCUGGGUCAACUUUUUCUUCUCUGGAUUUGUUGCAGCCAAGAUACCCUUCCCACUGACUCAGAGGUUCAGAUCAAUGCUUCAAAAUGGGAUCGACUUGAGCACUGUUGAUGUUAGCUAUGUCAGUAGCCGAUCAUGGUAUUUUCUUAAUUUAUUUGGGUUGAGGGGCUUAUUCAGUCUUAUCCUUGGAGAAGAUAAUGCCACUGAUGAUGCUCAGCGCAUGAUGCAAAUGAGUGGGUUUGGCUUUGAUCCAACAAAGAAUUUGGGCGCCGAGAAAGAUGGGCUCGACAUUGUUCAGCAUGAAUGGGCCCUACCAAAGUUUGAGCAGCGUGCAGAAGCAGUCCUUAGAAAGCUUGUAAGUUAAAGAGUUUCUAUUGAUUUAUGCAAAAAGCAGUUCCUAUUCUUGCAUAGAUCUGCUGUGAGCUAGAAUUGACUGGACCAGAACAGUUACUCGCGAACCCAGUGAAUCGAUCCUUGUAUUUUGGGUUUUUGUUUCUCAAGCUUAGAUGAUCGGUGAGGAAAUUUUCCACCUUGCUUACUGUAGUUUGUUUCUCUUCCUCACGAAGACAAAGUGCGUGCAGUACACGAUAGUUCGACCGACAGCUUUGUAUGAAAUCAUAUGUCAAACAUUUCAAUCCAUAUUGAAUCAUUGCUUUAGGAAACUGCACCUUGUUCACACAGUUCUACUAUGGUUCCUCACUGCAGCAUGAAUUGCAGGCUCGUAUUAUAUUGUUUGGUUCUGAUUGUCGGGGCGAUGGCCCAUAAUCAUCUCUUCUGAAAACACUCAACAGUUAGUAUCUUGGUAGAAUUCUUUCAUCCUCCUAUACCACCAUUCGGAACUCCCAAUCAGAGAAGCUAUUAAGAACUCCUCUGCAACUCUGCUGUCAGUGUUGUAAAAACGUCAUGGAUGCGAUGUGCAUUCUGAAAAGCACAGUGGGACUCCCAAAUAGAUCGAAGAAAUGUUACUACGCAACCAAAGAAGCGAUAAACAAAUGGAUCGAUGAAAUGUUAUGUUAGUUAUUUCAGAACAUCAACACGACAGAUCAAUCGAAAUGAUGUUUGGUGAUUGAACUUUUAGCAACCUCUCAAAAGGUGAGUGAGGUGUUUCUCUUUUAAGGGAUGGGAAUGGGAUCAACAAAGAUAGGUAAAUUACAUGAGGAAGGGCAAUGAUAGAGAAAUCGGCUGACACUUUGGCCACCGGCCUUUUUUUUUUUUUUUGCUUCUUACAAUAUAACCUUUUUUCUGAAGACUUUACAGCGUGUACGUAUGGUGCAUACAUUAUAUGGCUAAAGAACAAUGCCAAUAAGAGGUAUAGUUUUAGGUGUUAUUGAGAGCACUAUAUACAUGAAUAAAGACGUUUACUAUGCAUAUUGAUUGAUCACUUCGGAUGGCGAAAUGUGUCUCGAUGAAAAAAAAUCACGACUAGGCUUCUUGCCUUGUAUUAUGAUGGAUAGAGACACCCCCAAUCACUGUCAUCAUGCAGAUUUCGAUACGGUACAUUCCGAUUUGCAAUCGAUAAUACUAUAUGAUAAUCGAGCCAAUGUACAAGAAAUCAGUUAUAUGGCCUUGUGUGGCGGCGGAUUGUCCAUGCACAACUCGCCCUACGUGUUGUAAUGAUGUAGGGCGAAAAUGAAAAGAUGAGGUUGGCAUCUUGAUGUGCUGGGUUCUCCUUGUACUAGAGCUUAAUUAGAACUAGAAGCAGGACAAAUUCAAUCGGUAGGCUUGAUGAGUUGCACCACCACAUUCUUCUAACUAGAUCUGAGCCGCGAACUAAGACACGACUUAGAUCCCUCAAUGAUUUUUCGUAAACUUCACUUGAUAAGUUAUGGAUUAUCUUUCCGAAUUUAUCAUAUAUUUAUUUUGAUAAGCCGACUCGGUCAAUCUUACAUACGAUCCUUACAAUAACAAAUCACUCAAGAACCGAAUAGAUUUUCUCUGAGUUGUUAGAAAACCAUCAAAAGUUUUUUUUUUUUUUUUUUAUCAAGUGAAGAGACAAUAAUGAUUCAAGGGUAUGAACCGAAAGAUGGCAAUUUGUGCGUAGCAUUGAAAUUUGCAAAAGCGAAUGAUCUCUUUGUGAAGACAGGAUGACAUGGAUGACUGUGGUCUAGCGUGGCCAAUACCAGACGGCCAACCUGGAAAUCAUGCUCUUAUGUCAGACCAAAAUAUAUAGAAGAGAUUCCUCUAUGGUACAAGCACAAUAAUCCCUAAAAUUACCGUAACAAAAAUUGAAUCGGUUAGGCCAUGAUUUAGAGUCCUCUAAUAGUAAAAUCGUGAAAGAAUAUUGACUGAUCAGAUUGAUUUCCAAUCUCAUUCAACGAUCAUUCGAUCAUAUGAUACAAAACCUGAUCGAUCGUAUUCCAUUCAUCAUCCGACCGUCCAAUCUUUCAAUCAUAUAAUAUGAUAUGAAACUUGAUCAAUUAAAUCGAUCUUUACACAUCGCUCAACACAUUGUUGAAUCAUUAAAUCACAUACCAUAUCGUUUCACCGAGACUGGAAAAAACCGAAAAAUCUAUUAUGACGAUUGAGAAGUACUAGUGAAAUUUGGUGGGGAGGGGAUCAGAUUAGGUCCCACUACAAGCACCGGCCUAGGCAAACCUUGUUGCAAUUUGCUUGGCUCCUCUCAUCCUAAAGUCCCACAUCAUAAUUAUUCACCAAUUUUGUGUUGUUGCUUUACAUGUUCAAAAUUUCUCUUAUGAAUAGAAAGUGGGGGAAAAAGUGAGGGAAAUAUAUACAUAUGUGCCCUAAGGAUGGCAAAAGCAAACAAUAAUUUGACCAAUAUUGGCCCCCCUAAUGUUCAUCAUAACAAUAAGCAAUACAUACUAUUCCAUUUUUAAUUUCGAACUUUAGAAUCACCAUUAUAACCUCUUCAAAAUUACUACAAAAAUUAACCGCUACAAUUGGUUUCCAUCCAAAUUAUUUUUAACCCAAAUAACCCAUUAAUCUCAGCUGGCUAGAUGUAUUGUUUAGAUCCAACUACUGCUUUGCUUUACAUGCCCAUAAAUUCUUUGCUUUACAUGCCCUUCUAUGUCUUCUCUCUUUGCUUCCCCACCAAAUUCUUAGUGAAAGGCUUGAAUGUAUAUGGAAUCACCAAACAUAUAAUUUUUUAACUGUGUUUAAACUUUAAGUGCCAUUGAUUAUGGUAAAAACACAUCAAGGUAGAUCGAAUGAGUUUCGGCUUGUGUCUUACGACAUUCAAGUAUGUCAUCAAGUUUAACCACCAACGUUGAGGGGUGACUCGAGUGAUAGAUUAGUUGAGGAUUAGUGUAGUGUAAUUUUGGAUUCAAUUCUUGAAGGCCAUCAUUCAACGGUCGAAAAUUUCUCUGGUAGCUAGCCACCAUCAAAGAUAUAAACCCGCAGAGUCAUUCACUCUCAUGCAUGAAAUUUGUCGAGUACUCAUGAAGUCGAGGUAAGUAGCGCCGACGAAGUCUUUGGUCAUUAAAAAAACUGUAUGUGGUUAGUUUAGCAUUAAUCAGAGCAAUGUGAAAAGCAAAGAACAUGGAAGAAUGAUAGAAUUAGUGACAAAAGGGGGGGGGGGGGGGGGGGGGGGGGGGGGAGAGAACUAAUUGCGACGGGUGUGGUCAUGAUCAUUCACAUGAAGGAGAUUGGCCUCCACCACUACCAUGCCAUUUGCAAUCUGUAUCUUCUUUGCCAAUUCAUUUCAUUAUGUGCAAGCUUGCUGGUCCUUUAUCUUUGUAUAAUACCUAAUCAAAUCAAAUCAAAUGACCUCACAUGUGGAUUCCUUAUCUCCAAAAUAAUCAAUAUUAAUAAAAGUUGGCAAGUUAGCACCUAAAUACUUGUUCAUUUGAGGUUUAAUAAGGUGUAUGUAUGUGGUAUAGGAUUCGUUAUUGAAUCUGUUCAUCUAACAAUUCGAGUUAUUUGGAAAUCGGUACUUUACAUGGUACUAGAGACUUCUGCGGUCGAAAGAUUUUCUAUUUGAACCCCGGGUGACCUAUUGGUAAACACAUGAUGUCUGAUGCAUGUGCAAACAGUUUCAAACUCAUAUGAGUGGCUUUCUUUUGAGGGAGCGUGUUAGCAUGUACAACCAAUUGAACCAAUUGGUUUUUGACAUAGGGUAAUUGAGAUUGCAAAUACAACCAAUAGACUUAAAUCGACGUGGACCUGAUUAUUGAUUUAUUUCUUAUUAUUGUUAUUUUUUAUGUGCGAAUGAUAAUUGUUGAAAUCAAAUUUUUUUUAAGGCUUUGGAUUGAGAUCGCAUCUUUGCAGAUUAAGAGAAGUGGUAAGCAGGCUCUCGAAAUUACCAUUAUACCGUAAUCGAUACAUCGUUCAAUUAAUAAUGAUCGAGAUUUAUCAUCACUUCGACCAUCACUCAACAUUGUCAACAAGUUUGCAAAAGAUAAAUGAAGGAAUUUGAAAAGAAAACCCAAAAAUCAAGAUUAUCAAUGUCACAGCCAGCCCGCAAGAAUGCAUUUUACAACUGGACAACCUUUUGCAUCAAUCUGUGUCAGGAACAUGGUAACUGUCCAUAGCUAAUUGCAAAAAAGAUUCCUCUGCCGUAUAUCUUUCUGAUCAUUCCCCCCCUUACUUUUCUCCAAAAAAUUUUAUGUCACCAUUAACAAAAUACACAUUUCUUUAUCAAAAUACUUUGCUCCUCUGCUCAUCGCAACCUCUAUAAAUAGCUCUCUCAACACUCUGCUCAUCUCAUCACACUCUCCAUAUACCUCUGCCUUCACUCUUUCCUCCAUCUCCAGACCUUCUUCGAACAGAGCUUCUAGCCCUUCUCCCUGUUCCUAAAGAUGGCCGGCGUUGAGGUACUUCAUAUAUAUGCGGUUCAUCGAUACGAUCGUAGUGAUCAUUUGAUCAUUCGAUCACUCUCCCAAGAACCAUCCAUAUUCAUAGAUAUAUAAGGAAUUUCAUUUGACCAAAUAUAGAGCUUUGUUUAAUCUACUAUUCUCCUACAAGAAAUUUAACUUUUUGCGACGGCAUUAGUAGUCGCUAUAAUCAAUCAAGCGGUUGC
Linum trigynum is the source of this 5909-nucleotide messenger RNA. The record is from the annotation of a GenBank genome assembly. NCBI's taxonomy places the organism in Eukaryota, Viridiplantae, Streptophyta, Magnoliopsida, Malpighiales, Linaceae.